Molecule: messenger RNA, 289 nt
Organism: Symbiodinium pilosum
Lineage: Eukaryota; Dinophyceae; Suessiales; Symbiodiniaceae
Source: the annotation of a GenBank genome assembly
GGAGACACCAGCCUUGAUCCCAGCGCCGCCCGUGGAAGAGGCAGCUGAGGAGGAGAGGGAGGAGGUGCCAUAUGUCAUCCCGCAGCGGCACGUGGAGAAGAAGGAGAUCAAGGUGGUUGAAAGGGAGGUCAUUCCGCCCGUUGCAGAACCAUCCAGCAGCAGCAGGCGUCCGGCUCUGCCAGCGGAGGCGGCAUUCCUGACACCGUUGUUGGAAGUGCCCGUGGUUAUGGAUUCGCAUGGGGCAGAUGGCUGGGACUGCUUCACCUUGCGCGGCGGGCAGACGGUGUGG